AUGGAAAAUUGGUCGGUUGAUCAAGUCUGCAACUGGUUGAGACAGAGAAAUUUAGGAGAACUAGUUCCUAAGUUUCGUGAAGAAGAAGUAAGUGGAGCAGCUCUUCUGGCUCUUAAUGAUCGUAUGGUGCAGCAGCUGGUGAAAAAGAUUGGGCACCAGGCAGUGCUGAUGGACCUGAUUCAUAAAUACCAGCAACAGAAGAGUGGGCUGGAAUCCCUCACAUACUCUUGUGAAACAGCUUCUCCAAAACUUCCAGAAGUAAUCAGUGGAAAAAAUCUGAAAUCAUUUUUUGCAAGAUACAAGACGUUGCAAUGGACAAGUUCUUAUGCUUUACCAGACUUCCCUUACGAUGUCAAGUGCCUAUUGGCAGAAAAAAAAUGCCCCGAUCACAGUAUGAGAAUAAGGAUUAUUGAAUUUUUACAAGCGGACAUGACAAAAUACCUACAAGGAUCACUGUAUCCCAACAGUCAGCAAUACAACAUUGUUGUCAAUGCUCUGCUGCAGGCGUACCCGUUCCUUGAUGAAGAUGGGAAUGGCUUUUUGCUAUGGAAACGGGCCCUUAAAGAUCGUUUCAAAUAUGUGCGGAGACCCAUUGAAGAUGAUGAGCAAGUCCUGAGAAACAAAUGCAAGUUUGGCCACAGGCGAGGGCAGACCAGGAAAUCUUCAUUUGCUGAAAACAAACCUGAUGACGUCCAGGUGCAGGCAGAGGAAGAACCUGUUCAUCUUGAAGGCAGUGCAAUGGAUGUACACAUCAAGUGGCUUAAGCAAGAAUAUAUGAAAACUCAAAGGAACUGGAAAGAAGUGGAUAACAGAAUGAAUGUGACAAUAGAAAUACGGAGGAAGAUGAUCAGCGAUAAGGCACCUUUAAAAGACAUUCUUAGGUUAUUUCCUUUCUUAAGAUGCCCUUAUCAGCUUUUUAGGGAGUUCCAGCUUCUCACACACACGGACAUUUAUAAGAAAACAGUCGAGAUCUUGGAGAUUUAUUCAGAAAACAUAUUAUCUUUGUAUGUGGUGAGGAAUAAUCCAAUUAACAUUAUGCUGCAAGAAAAUCUGAAGCGGCACACAGAGGAAGACAUUCUGAAAUAUAUGAAAAUGACUGCUGCAUGUUUACUCCUGCCAGAUGUCUUUGGAGAUGAUUCCAGUCUGUUUGCUGCAGUGAACGAGGAGGUGAAGGUGCUGACACCAGUGUUGGAAGUAAAAAACCCCUUCAACAUGAAUUCAUGCGAAUUUGCGCUGUACGUGGAAAGAGAAGAGCUAGCCCAGCUCGAUGACUGCACCAUGGCCCUGGCUGCGCUGGUGGCCGCAUUUCAUGUGUUCAAUAUCCCGCGCCCAAAGAGAAUCCAUAGGACGCUCAACUUCCUGGAGUCCCUGGUGUUUGAGGUGAGGAGCCCAGCACCCCUCCCCACCCAGGUAAAGAGCAGGCUGGAGGUACCCGAGCAUCCCAGUAUCUGA
Messenger RNA from Charadrius vociferus (killdeer), 1452 nucleotides. It is a transcript of the gene SAMD3, whose product is annotated as sterile alpha motif domain containing 3. NCBI's taxonomy places the organism in Eukaryota, Metazoa, Chordata, Aves, Charadriiformes, Charadriidae. The coding region runs from base 1 to 1452 and encodes 483 amino acids. The transcript is spliced from 9 exons. The record is from RefSeq and is a predicted model, not a curated record. Gene Ontology annotation, molecular function: protein binding.